Molecule: messenger RNA, 1758 nt
Organism: Fusarium pseudograminearum CS3096
Lineage: Eukaryota; Fungi; Ascomycota; Sordariomycetes; Hypocreales; Nectriaceae
Exons: 1
Coding region: 1-1758 (585 amino acids)
Biological process (GO): carbohydrate metabolic process
Molecular function (GO): hydrolase activity, hydrolyzing O-glycosyl compounds
Source: RefSeq, a predicted model, not a curated record
AUGCAAUUCCUCAGCAUCGUUACAGGUCUCGUGUGCCUCUGUGCAUCGUCAUUGGCUUCAAGCCAUGACUCCAAAACGCCCCAGUUUCACAACUCGGCAAACCAUCCAGGAGCAGAUCCUCAUGUAAUCUACGACUCUAAAACAGGACAGUAUUUCGCAUACUCGACCGAAGGGGCAGACCCAGGUAGUUUGUUCGCCAUCUAUAGCAGCCCCGACCUGUCGACAUGGCACAAGCAUCCAGGUGGCGUCUUGAAGGCCUGCUACGACGAUGACAUGAACCGCAUCGAGGGUGGCCAGGCCUGUUGGGCCCGUGAUUGGUACUGGGCCCCGGAAACCUACUACAACGAAAAGACCGGCUGGUACUUUUUCUUCUUCGCUGGACGCUUGCGAGAGGAUUUGGCAAAGGAUUAUUUCCGCUACUCAGACUUUGAAGAACCGUCCAAGAUUGGACUGGCGGUUUCGAAAUCACCUAUUGGACCAUUCAGGGAAAUCAAACCAAAGCCCAUUGAAUAUUAUCCGUUUGAUCCUGAUUAUUACGAUGUCAAUCUCAUCAUGGAUGAGAAGCAGAUGCGACCUCCGCAGGCCCUUAAAGAGGGCAAGACAGCACCAAAGGGCACUUAUAUCCCCACCAUUGACGUUAACAUCUUUUUCGACAAGGAUGGAAAGAUUUAUCUUUAUCUCUCUCGAAAUGCCUACCGCAACUGGAACUGGGAUAAGAAGCUGGGCAAGUACAUUGAAGAAUCCAACAUUAUUGUCGUCGAGAUGGAGCGAGACUGGUGGGACGACCCCAAAGCGAUGACGAUGCCUGAAAUCAUAGCUUCGCAAAAGGAUAUUCACGCCAAAGAUGCACCGAAACUUCCCCAAAACAUCACAUCCUACAACGGCACUGGUGAGAUUGGUUCACCUCCACGCAAGGAUGGCUGGAAGACCGUCAUUUCCUACGGCGCUGAUCCCCAAGACUGGGAGAACUACCACGUUGAUGACUACGAAAAGAACAACGGCACCAAGAAAGACCGUCGCUGGGCUGAAGGUAGCACUCUCAUCAGACGACCUGGAAAGAACGGCAAGCCUGUUUACUUGCUCACCUACAGCGCCAACAACUACGAAGCAUCAAAUUACGGCGUGGGCUUCGCAACCUCAAAGUCUCCUUUUGGACCAUUCCGAAAAUCGACAAACAACCCCAUUCUUUCUCAGAAGCCUGAUGCAGAGAUUCCAAUCUACUCGACCGGUCACGGCAGCAUUGUAGCUUCGCCUGCUAAGAAUAACAAGAAAGUUGGUGCUCAGGACGUUACUCUUCAAACACCUCCAGGCUCAGAGCUUUUCUACGUCCACCAUGCGCGUAACAGCACGGAGCGUGAUAGGUCCAUUUACACGACUCGCAUGAAUAUCGACCAGUCGGCUAUGUACUUUGGUUCUGAUGAUGCUAUGAGUAUGACUUUGACAUCCCUUGACCAGCCACUUCCUAAGAAUACGUAUCCCAUCCAUAUGGACGCUCGAUGUUCCAAGAGCAAGAGUACACGUCAAUUUCGUGUCAAGGUUACGUCUCAUCCCGGAGCGUCUUUUGAUAUUCUCGAGGGAACUAACAGAGUGGUUGCUCUACCUGGGAACAAGAUGGCCACUUCUAUCAAGGCUGAUAAGCUCACGGGGUCUUUUCUUAUGUCUUUUGGUAGUGCUUCCGUCAAGGAGUUGGCUUACCAGCGGUUGAGUGUGGGUGGCAGUUGGUCUACAGUUACAAAGAAGAAAGUAACUUGUAGGUAG